Messenger RNA from Bactrocera latifrons, 1430 nucleotides. RefSeq lists its product as uncharacterized. Bases 189 to 1343 code for a protein of 384 amino acids. The transcript is spliced from 2 exons. The record is from RefSeq and is a predicted model, not a curated record. Gene Ontology annotation, cellular component: nucleus. Lineage: Eukaryota; Metazoa; Arthropoda; Insecta; Diptera; Tephritidae. Gene Ontology annotation, biological process: proteasome localization; nuclear protein quality control by the ubiquitin-proteasome system.
UUACUUAAAUAAUUGGCGCUUUUCCGCAGUUUGGAAGAAAACAAAGGAGAAGGUGUAAGAAAAUUCAAGCGUCUUCAAACGCUUGAACACAAAAUAAAAAAAAAGACCCGUUUGUGUUAAACUUACGCUAAUAACCUUAGAUAGAUAAAAAUCCUUUCAAUAAGGAAUUUCUUAUAACACGAAACAGGAUGACGACGGAGACAACUCCUCACCAGCAGCACCAACAACAACAAAUUCGUAUAGCACUCUCGGAAAUUCCAAGUCGCUUGGAAGCGCUGCGUUUCGUAAGUGGAGGUGCUACAACGCCGACAGCUACACCAAAUCGCUACAGCCCCAAUGAACCAACACCAGCAACACUUUUUAAUACACCGCAUCUUCUAGACAAUACUACAAAUGUAGCACUUUCUCAGGAUAAUAUCUUAUCACCAAUGCCAUCACCGGAUGAAAUGAUAAUUCGUCAACGUGGCCGGCGUCGCUUUAACAACGGCUUAUCGCCAGAUGUCGGCAAUACGCCACUACGUAUGCCUUUCCAACGUACACCAACCAAAGUACCAUUAAGUACCAGCAUGAUAUUGCGCAGUUCACCGCGUAAGCGUCUCACAAUGGGUAGUACACCACCGGCGCCUGAACCACCAGUAAUGCCUUCACCAACAAAAGCCAAACAACAAUUAUGGCCAACAGGAACACCAAUGGCGAAAAAAUUACGUCUUGGCGGUGAAGAUGGUAACAGCGGUAAACCAAUUGCACAAAUGAAUGAAGAAAUGCCUUUACCAUUGCUUUUGCAAGGAAUGUCGCAACAACAACUUAUUAAUCUGAUCGUCGGAGAAUUAGUUGCGGGUGACGCUAAAACCGAGGAGAGUUUUCGUUCCCGUCUGCCUAUGCCAGAUAUAAAUCCGUUAGAGGAGGAGUUGUUACAUGCCAAACGACAAAUAUUUCGCUCACUGCCAACAUCACGCCUUUGUAAGAAAACCGAUAGUAGCGCUUAUUCACGUGCGUCACUACAUCUCAGUGAAUUCAAGCGUUUGCUUAGCGCACACACCAAACAACUAUAUGAUUCGGGGAAUUGGGACGCAUUGCUGGACUAUGUGACCAUGGCUUGGCCGAUUGUACGCGCUACUCCACACUGGGAUAGCGCCACACAUAAUGUAAUCCGUCGUCAAUGUUUCAAACUUCUGGCAUGCCAUUGUAUUGCAUCUUUGAAGAACGGUGGACAACGUUUGGGCAUGGCGCGUCUGCACGAAACCGAACGAAAUUUGCGCGAAUGGACGCGAGACUACGAAGACGUUCAGUCGUGUCUGAGCGCGUUGAAUAAAGCUAUAGCAAAAGGACGCGCAACGCUAUAGUAUAUUCCUAAUAGUUUUACAAUUUUUAGUUGUAUAAUUUCUUUUUAACGAAAGACUUGCAUGAUUUUAAAUAAUUUCUGUUUAGUA